AAGAUGGUCCACUCCACUUUUUUUUUUUCUUGGUCGGUGUCCACUCAACUUUACACAGUGAUAUCAUCUCCACCCCAACUUUUUAUCUAAAUUCUCUCCAUGCUCAAUACCAAUUUUUAUGAGCCGAAAGAAACUCCCUAAUUCGAGCACUGGGGAAAAAAUUGCUAUGAUCCUCCCAAAUAUAGGCACUCGUUUUCCCGAGAAAAUCGUGGUUUCCAUGAGAAGUCUGGUCGUAGCUCCAUCUUCAUCGUGUGUUUGUAAGGCCUCUCCUGGCUUCUCUCUCAAGACCCGAUUCUCUAUCCACAAUCACCUCCGAUCCUUGCGCGCAUCUCUCCCACUCCCACCAUCACCAUUGCCAUCACCCUCGUCUUCCUCUCAAACCAAGCCACCCUGGCUUCACCACUCUGACAUGGCCGCCUGUGUCAACGACGCGCCGAGAACAGAGAAUCGCAAAUUUACCCGCGACUCAUGCCCGGGCGAGCGCGGAUACAGCCUCAGGUUCGCGAAUUUGUUCCGACCCAGAAUUUCUAGCCCCCUUUCGAGCGUACCCGUUUUGCAGAACCGAGGAAAGACCACGCACAUCAGGAAGGUCGUCGACGACUUAGACGAAGACAAAGAAGACGUGUGGCUCCGGAUGCGAGAAGAGGCCCGCUCGGAUGUUUCUCAUGAGCCCAUACUGUCCAACUACUAUGAAAGCUCGAUACUUUCGCAGGACUCGCUCGAGAGCGCGUUGGCUAGUCAUUUGUCGAUCAAGCUAAGCAAUCCGAGCCUUCCCGGGGGGACUCUGUAUGAGCUAUUUCAUGGGGUGCUGGCAGAAGAUCGAGAAAUUGUCAAGUCUGUGAAAGAAGAUUUGAGAGCAGCUCACGACAGAGACCCCGCUUGCGUGAGCUAUGUGCACUGUUUUUCGAACUUUAAGGGUUUUCUUGCGUGUCAGGCUCACAGGGUGGCUCACAAGCUGUGGUCACAGGGGAGGCAGGCCAUUGCGUUGCUAAUACAGAACAGGGUCUCUGAGGUUUUCGCGGUGGACAUCCAUCCUGGAGCGAAACUCGGGCGAGGGUUGCUCUUCGAUCAUGCAACAGGCCUUGUUGUUGGCGAGACGGCUGUGAUUGGUAACAACGUGUCGAUUUUGCACAACGUGACAUUGGGAGGGACCGGGAAAGAGUCCGGUGACCGGCACCCGAAGAUCGGUGAUGGGGUGUUGAUCGGGGCUGGGACUUGCAUCUUGGGGAACAUCAGGAUUGGAGAUGGAGCGAAGAUUGGAGCCGGGUCGGUAGUGCUAAAGGACGUGCCCCCGCGGACAAGUGCAGUCGGGAACCCUGCGAGGUUGGUCGGAGGCAAGGAAAACCCAGUUAGGCUUGAUAAGAUGCCUAGCCUCACAAUGGACCACACCUCUCAUAUAUCUGAGUGGUCAGACUAUGUUAUUUAGCAAGGACCAAAUUCAGAUGCAUUUGAAACGUUUAGUUGAUCCUGGAUCGUGUGGUUGUUGGUGCUUACUAUUUGCUGCUGCUAAAUUGGCAACAUGUAGCAGUGACCACGCAACUUAAGAUUUCAUAGGUUUGUAACGUGCCUGGCCUUUCAUAAUUCAGUGACAGGGCUAGUUGAUGAGCAUUUUCUCUAUUGAGUGCGUGGUAUGUAUAUUUGUCGUGAUAACACAUGUGAUGCUGUGUGGCAUAUGACAUGGCACAGCUUGAACUUUGUUGCCAAUUGUACUUUCUAAUCUCGGAUAUAUUUGUUAUGAUUCAAUCAAUUAACUACAGAAA
This is a messenger RNA of Eucalyptus grandis, 1760 nucleotides long. Its product is annotated as serine acetyltransferase 1, chloroplastic-like. Gene Ontology annotation, cellular component: cytosol; cytoplasm. Lineage: Eukaryota; Viridiplantae; Streptophyta; Magnoliopsida; Myrtales; Myrtaceae. The coding region runs from base 119 to 1426 and encodes 435 amino acids. The transcript has a single exon. Gene Ontology annotation, molecular function: L-serine O-acetyltransferase activity. The record is from RefSeq and is a predicted model, not a curated record.